AUGUCGAACAUAUACAACACAGAGCCGCCGACAACGGCGCGCUGCAUCAUGGCCACGACGGCCGGCGACCUCGAGCUUGAGCUCUGGGCCAAGGAAUGUCCGCUGGCGUGCCGCAACUUCAUCCAGCUCUGCCUCGAGGGCUACUACGACGGCGUCGGCUUCCACCGCCUCGUGCCCGGCUUCAUCGUCCAGGGCGGCGACCCCUCGGGCAGCGGCACGGGCGGCGAGAGCAUCUACGGCGAGCCGUUCAUCGACGAGCCGCACCAGCGCCUGCGCUUCAGCCGCCGCGGCCUGCUGGCGUGUGCCAACGAGGGCGACCGCGACACGAACGGCAGCCAGUUCUUCUUCACGCUCGAUGCGACGCCUGAGCUGCAGUCGCGGCACACGCUCUUCGGGCGCAUCACCGGCCCGUCGAUCUACAAUCUGCUCUCGCUCGCCUCCGUCGAGGUGCUGCCGGGCACCGGCACGCCGGCCAACAUUCCGCGCGUGCUGGGCGUGCGCGUGCUCGAGGAGCCGUUUGGCGACAUCAAGCCGCGCAUCACGGCAGAGGAGAAGCGGGCACAGGAGAAGGCGCGCAAGGCGGCGCGGAGGGAGAGAAAGGAGAGAGAGGCCAAGAUCGGCGGUGUCAAGAACACGUCGCUGCUGUCUUUCGGCGAGGUGGAGGCGACGACUGAGACAUUCAAGGGCCCAAAGAGCAGCCACGACCUGCUGCCCGAGAUGCGC
Molecule: messenger RNA, 723 nt
Organism: Tilletiopsis washingtonensis
Lineage: Eukaryota; Fungi; Basidiomycota; Exobasidiomycetes; Entylomatales
Product: cyclophilin-like protein
Exons: 4
Biological process (GO): protein folding; protein peptidyl-prolyl isomerization
Cellular component (GO): catalytic step 2 spliceosome
Molecular function (GO): peptidyl-prolyl cis-trans isomerase activity
Source: RefSeq, a predicted model, not a curated record